AUGGCCUUCCCCGAAGAAGGGUCGCGAGUGAAGCCCAGUCAGGGUGUGCGCCCAUCGGCAUUUGAUGGCCUUCCUGCAGCUCCAGAGAGUACAGAUCACCUCAGCCCUGUCGCUCUUGGUGAAGAGGAUAAUGUAGGAGUUACUGCCAUGGGCUUGGUCUCAAAAUCCCCCAAAGAGAAUUAUACGACAGCCAAAGAACACUUCGGCGAAUCUUCAGCGAUUGCAUUUAUACAACAGCUUCAGGAUACCCUGAGACUGGAUUCAACGGUAUCAAAUCGUGAUUCUGAACUGCCCCAUUCACGACGGCUUGGUCACAAGGAACGGGACUCAAGGCCCUCUCCUGGCAUUGAGAUUGGCUCACUGCCGCCUCGCGCCUUGGCUGACCAUCUUGUUUCCUGUUAUUUUUCCAAAAUCCAUACGCUAUACCCAUUUGUCCACGAACCUGCGUUCAUGGAGGAGUAUCAAUCACUAUGGUCACCGGAUGGAUCCGCAUCAACCAGAAUAAAAGCUCGGGGGCUUGGUCUAGGGUCUCUAGAUGUCAGCUCGACCACAUUCUAUUUUGCUUUGAAUGUCGUUUUUGCCCUCGGUUGCCAGUUUUCCGAUGUUGUACUGGCUGGUCGAGAAGUGACAUCUGAGGCAUUUUUUCACCUGUGCAAACCAGCCCUGGAUCUCAAUUAUCUGGAAAAUGGUGACCUUGCUCUCUGCCAGCUACUUUUGUUGAUGGCACACUACCUACAAAGUUCAUCGACCCCCAAUCGUUGCUGGCAUGUCAUAGGUAUGGCUUGUCGUGCGGCACAAGCUUUGGGUCUUCAUUCAGGGGCCGGUGACAAACGAUGCUCAUUCGCCGAGAUCCAGAUAAGACGGAGAGUGUGGCAUGGGUGUGUCAUCCUGGACUUAUCAGCCAGCACCAUGCUGGGUCGUCCGGCGAUGAUUUCUCAAAGGCCGUUAUCACCCAAGCCAAAGGCCAUCGACGACUGCUAUCUCACUGUGGCCGAUGCAACUUGCGAGCAACCACCGGGUAUUUUCUCGCGUAUUUCUUGGUUCGUGGAAACUUUGAAGCUGCACGAGAUACUUCGCACAAUUCUCUUCAAACUUUACAACAAUGGAGGCUUAGAGGCCGUUGAAGCGACUGGUCAUCCGACCAAUUCACGAAACGGUCCUGAUAUUCAGAGCAUCGCUCAGAUAGAUGCUGAGUUGCAGGCUUUCAAACAGAAUCUUCCGAAGCCCCUCGAUUGGGACUUGAAGGCGCAUAAAAAUAACGGGGAAGGUUUUCUGAGAGAGAUGCUUCUUCUCAAAGCACGUACACCAAACAUGCAAUAA
Messenger RNA from Aspergillus terreus NIH2624, 1320 nucleotides. Its product is annotated as fungal specific transcription factor domain-containing protein. Lineage: Eukaryota; Fungi; Ascomycota; Eurotiomycetes; Eurotiales; Aspergillaceae. Gene Ontology annotation, biological process: positive regulation of transcription from RNA polymerase II promoter by galactose; DNA-templated transcription. The transcript has 4 exons. The coding region runs from base 1 to 1320 and encodes 439 amino acids. Gene Ontology annotation, cellular component: nucleus. Gene Ontology annotation, molecular function: zinc ion binding; DNA-binding transcription factor activity, RNA polymerase II-specific; RNA polymerase II cis-regulatory region sequence-specific DNA binding. The record is from RefSeq and is a predicted model, not a curated record.